GUACGGCGCGCGCGUACCGUGCGGCAACCCCGGCACCGCAUCAUCUCUCCAGCCAGUUCGCUGUCGUACCCCGGCCGACCCCUCGUUCCUAAUUCAAAUUCGAUUACUUUUAAAUUUUGGCGUGUAACAAAAAUAUUUGUUUUUUUUUUUUUAACAAAAAGUUACUAAUCAAUAAUUGUUGCAAUAAGUAACUAAAUUCGCGAUUUACUACUUCUAUCCUAUAUAGCAAUAAAGGAAAGUAAUAUUUAGGAUAAACGCGGUGCGGCUGCCUUUGGCAGCGAAAUAACGUCAGACUGGCAUUCUGGCAGUUAUUAUUAUUAGACGUCCAAGAUCCCGCGCAAGAGCAAAAGGAAAGUUCGAAUCAACCAACAGAAAGAAGAAUGAACGAAAUAGAUUUAAUAAGAGAAGUUGAAAAGAGACCUAUUUUGUACGAUAAGUUCGUUGUUGGAUUUAAUAAAACUAAACUUAGAGACGAUGCUUGGAAGGAAGUACAAGACUCUCUGAAUGUUUCAGAGACGGAAUGCAAGAAGCGUUGGCGAUCACUCCGCGACUCCUUUAUAAAGCUGCAGCGCACGCAUGGGGGCCGCACGAGGUGGCCCUACCACCAGGCCAUGAAGUUCCUGCUGCCUCAUGUGGAACCUAAAGCUGAAAUUGGGUCAUCAAAAAACAGGCGACACGAGAAAGAUAAAGAGCAAGAGAAAGAAGAAGAUUCGGACGCGGAAGAAGAACUGAUGCGCCAGCGGGCGAUACAAGCUUUACCAGACAUCUCAUUCACAGACAAAUUCGAUGACGACAAAUUCGACGAGGACUCCGCGCCGUCGCCGAAGAAAGCCCGUCUCAACUCCACUGACGAGGAAGGCCCUUGCAGUCUAUGCAAGGAGAGGACAGACCCGGAUGAGUUGUUCCUGCUCAGUUGCGCGCCGAUUUUGAAACGGGUUAACGCGAAACAAAACGCGAGAGCGCGCCUCAAGAUUCAACAGGUUCUGUACGAAGCGGAGUUCGGCUCACAGAUGGGUAUACCGUUCGAUGACGAAUGUGACUUCGAAGGCAUAGAAACGACUGAGGACUAAAAUAACAAUCUGGAAACAA
Molecule: messenger RNA, 1089 nt
Organism: Plodia interpunctella (Indianmeal moth)
Lineage: Eukaryota; Metazoa; Arthropoda; Insecta; Lepidoptera; Pyralidae
Exons: 4
Coding region: 381-1070 (229 amino acids)
Biological process (GO): regulation of transcription by RNA polymerase II
Cellular component (GO): transcription regulator complex; nucleus
Molecular function (GO): DNA binding
Source: RefSeq, a predicted model, not a curated record